UAUAUAUAUACAUACACACACACACACGUAUAUAUAUAUAUAUAUAUAUAUAAAGCUGGAUCGUUACGGAAGUAUAUAUCGUAGAAUCAAAUUCGCAACCCCUCGAGGGAGGUGGAAUAAGAGAGGAAUCGGAGGAGAGAGAGAUAGAGAGACGUUCCGUAAGGGUUAGCCGGCCUGCUCGCGAACGGCGGGGGAAGGGGGGAGGGGGGGGGGAGAGCGGCGCGAGAAGGUAGGGAAAGCGAAGAGGAGUAGGGGCGGGAAAGAAGCGAGAGGAGUGAACGAAGGAAGGAAGGAAGAAAGAAGAAAGAAGAAAGAAAGAAAGACGAGGCCUCGCGAAGGAAGAGAGAGAGAUCGAAGGAGGGAAGGGAGAGGAUAUCGCGGAGGCGAACGAGUGAGGAGGAUAAGAGGAGAGUGGGCGGGUGGGGGGAACGGGCGGAAGGGGGGGAUAGAGGGAUAGAAGGACAGCUCUCGAGGGAGAGCGAGAGCGAGCGAGACAGGACUAGCGAGCCCCGUGUCUUGCGUGCCACGAGAGAGUAUACAGAGAGGGCCUAAAGUCGAGAGUUAGGAGUUGUGGCUCGCGUGGUUAGAUAGGAUGCGUGUGCCUGGGUGCGGUGUUCCACCACCACCCGACAGCCGACGGUUCAGCGACAACAGCCAGACAACAAGCGACAACGCGAACUGCAACCGCUGCGACAACAACAACAACAACAACAAUAAUAAUAAUAAUAACAAUAACAACGAAAACAUCGGUCCUUCGUUAGAAGAUAACGUGUGUCGCACGGUUAGUAGCUGUCGCUUGAUCGCGCGCGAUCAACGGAGAUUGAAAGAAACGGCUGGUGGUUGCCUCGAGCACCACGGUGCCGGGUGUCUGAACGCGGACACGGCUCGGAGAGACAACCGUUCUUCGCCCCUGCUUCCUCCAACCUUCCUUCGAAGAGGAUAUUUUGGACUGUUCGGGAUAACACGUUGCCCGUUGCUCCUGCCCGGCUCGGCGGAGAGUGGAAUACGAUUGUUGUGUAGCCGGGGAAGAGGGAAGCAGGCCCGUACCACGUAUUAUUAUCCGCCGGAGAGCGGGCGGCCGACCAGCUGGAGCACCGUCCCACGGCGGCGUUCGUCGGCGUCGCGCGGCGUCGGGACGACGCUACUGGCGAGCACAGGCUCGCUGGAGGAGCGCAGCCGGCUUCAGCCUGUACCGCAGCCGACGUCCCAGCUACUCAUGUUCAUCCCGGAUACACUGAGGAGCUGCAUGGUGGAACCGGAUGUCUCGACUUACCUGCAGGCCCCUUCCGUAGGACAGGUGUGCCUUCGACGCAAGCAAAUCGAGUUAUUUCUAUUUUUUUUUUUUUUUUAGAAGUUUAUGUUUUGGUUUUUUUUUUUUUCU
Molecule: messenger RNA, 1381 nt
Organism: Apis florea (little honeybee)
Lineage: Eukaryota; Metazoa; Arthropoda; Insecta; Hymenoptera; Apidae
Product: serine/threonine-protein kinase pakE-like
Source: RefSeq, a predicted model, not a curated record